GUUGCAUGCUGAGGCUCCUCUAAGUGGUGAGGAAAGGCUUAGUGUGCUGCAGGCCAGCACAGCUCCAAAAAUCAGUGGCUAUCCGCUUGCAGUGGCUAUCUGUUUGCAACUCUUGCUUAACCUCAUGCUGCCACCAGAGCUGAGCUGUCAAGAGAGAACAUGUACUCUGUUGAUAGAAACUGUGCUCCUAGAUAGGUAAAGUAAUGCUCUGUGCUAUUUUAGGAAUGAAAGGGAUUAUCGCACAGGGAAUUCAUUCUUUGCAUAAGAAUAUGUGAAAAGGAUGCUGGAGCAAGGCAAUUAGUCAGUUCGUAAAUGUUCAGGCUGCUUUUUCUCUUCUCCAACUGUUAGCUGAGAUCUAGAAUGAGAAUUCAUUUGUGAGCAGUGGUGGUCACAUCAGAACACUUAAUUGUUUAUGAGGGCACUUUAUUAAUUCACUAUCUGUGCUUCUGUAAGAAGCUGCACCUCCUUCUCUUGAUUAUUAAUUUCUAAUUUGUAAACGUCAAGUUCUGUUAAAUGACCAGCAUCAUCCCUCUUCAUCUCAAAUUUUUACAGUGGAAAGAACCUUAAAAUAUUGUUAAAUAGCUGUAUGUAGAAGUACUAAUACAUUACUUAAAUACUAAUGCAUACUUCACUGUGUGGGUUUUUAGAUGUGCCCUACAUCCACUUCCUCCCCCUGCUGCCGAGUAACUUACUUUCCUGCAGCUGGGUGUAUGUAAUGGUAAAUCACUUCCAAAGCUCUGCAAUCCAUAGCUGUAGCUGCAAAGCUGAGGUAUUGCUUAACUGUGCUAUUACUUGGAUUCUGAUUGCUUAUGAGCUUGUUAAUUGAUCUGAACGUUUGACCAGUCCUCUAAAACUUCUAUUAACUUAUUCUUAGGAGAAUCUUUUAUUGACUACAGUUUUAGGAAGUCCCAAGUUGCUGUUCUUUCCAGGAAUAACAUUCAUUGGCGUGCUAUGUGUUUCGUCUUUUUUUUGUUCUCUGAAAUGUUUUGGCCGAUGUGGUUGUGAGUGGGUGGUAUGGAGGAGUGGGAUGUGCUGAAGUUGCUUUCUAACAUCUCUAGGCCUGGCGAGAAAAGAGGGCAUUGUACCUAAUGCUUAAAGCAGGUUUCCAGCCAAAACAAAUCUUGAGGAUAACUUAGGCUUAUUCAUUUUGCUGAGCUGUCUGUUACAAACGUGGCCAAGAGUGAGAAUUGACUUAGGUUUCAAAUGUGUACUUUUUCGUUAAAUUGAAAAGCAAACUUAAAAAAAAAAAAAACCUACACCUCAUUCUGUUGGUAGCAUAAAGCAGUUUUCCUCAGUUCAUGUAAGGCACAAAAGACCAAGCUUGUUCUGGAAGAAUUAUCCUUUGACCAGAAAACCAAUACCAUCCCUCCUUUUAUAUACUAAUGAAAAGAACUUGCUCUCCACACACUGGUUCAAUGGGGUAGAAGCUGUCAGGAAAAUCCAAUGAAAGGAUUAGCUAAAAUGGACUAGAUUAAUUAGAGCCCUUGAUUAUGUCUCGCUACGCACUAGUAACAGCAAAGGAAAUGGAAAUGAUAGUGAGUUCAUCCUUACAGGUAUGUGGUGGGUGACGGUGAGGGGAGUGUCCAUGGGAAGGCAAGAGGCAAGAAGCAAAUUCCGCUGUUCAAGUCGCUUCUUACAGGCUGCAUUCAUUCCUUGUCCUUCCGCCUGUAGCUGAAAACGAAAAGAUUUUAAUUGUUGUGAAGAUCACAUGACCCGCUCCUUACGAUCAAGCCCCAACUCACUAUUCCAGCUGAAAUCGUAUUACCUUUCCUGUCAUGUAAGGUCUACGUGCAUCAUAUUGACCAGAGCUAGGAUUCAAGCUGCUGCUGAAGGCUUCUGGCUGCCUGAUGCAAGGCAGGAGGCUUUCUCAGUUUCUCUAACCUGUAAUGAAUAUACCGGGUGCAACUUUUGGGUUCCACUGAGGUGUGAGGCCUGAAAACACAGCCAGUCACUUAACUGUCAGAACUAGUGAUGGUCCAGCUCUGGCAGUAGAAAUCUAAAUCUUGGUCUUAAAGUAGGAUUUUUUAGGAUUUCAAUGUUGUAGUCAUCAUAUCUGCUCUCCUCAAAAUUACUGCUUACAUGAAGGGGAAAUUCCAAGCGCUUCUACACGUACUAUGCAGCCUGGAUUCAUCUAUUGAUUUUUGUCUAUUUCUUUUGCAUUUAUGUGAGAUACGUAAUUAAAUCUGUGAUAUCAGAAGUCUCUGCUGAGUUGCUUUCAGACUUGUACUGGCUUGUUAUGCAGUACAUGUUCUCCUGUAGCACAGUUCUUGAGCCUGCUUUCCCAAGGAAAAAAGGCCUUGAGACUAUUGAAAAGUCUAAACAAGAAGCAAGUUCUCAUUUGGAACAGAUCACUAAGCUCUUGAAUGUUUUGUUUUGUUUUAUGCUGCUGACACUUUUGACUUUGGUCUUUGUUAUAUUGCUGAUGACCCAGAAGUGGCAUGAGUCAAUCUUGAUGGAGGACAAAUUCUCAGGGAUUUUUCUCUCCCAACUGUUCAGUUCAAAAACCUUAAUGUGGUGGAGGUAAAAAUUAAUGCAGAUAAAAACACAAGCUGCCAAAGUACUGCUUUUGUAGAGGGAGAUAAGUGACUCUGCUGAGGGAACGCUUCUUGAUAAGCUUGUGGGUAAAGAGAUCUUCCCAGGAUUUAAGCCAAAAGCUGCUGCCGUUUGAUUACAGUGAGUGUUUGGAGAGAGCUUUCUGAUUACUGACUUCUUUCAGCCUCCCGUUACUUCUGUCUGGGAGUGAUGGCUUUCCUUUCCUUAAGUAAAACAUCUGAGCUGGGUAUGCAGAGCAAUCUGUCAAAAAGUGUUCGGUGUGUAUGCUUGGCUCUUUGAGAUGGGAUAAUUGUCAAAGUUAAGAGGCUCCUCAAAGUGUAAGGAAUCCAGUCUGAAUAUAUAAAUGACUUCGGAAGACAGUCACAGGUUUUGUGGUGGUUUUUUUGUUUUUUUUUUUAGCUUAUGACUUACAGUAGGAGCUAUAUUGAUUCAAUCACUUUAAAAAUGGGACUAAGGAGAAAAGUACUGUGUAGCUUUCUGUUCUGAAUGACAAAUGAUUGAUUUUUUUUUUUUUUCCCGUCUCUUGGAGGCAGCAGAGACCUUCAAGUAGAUCUGUGUGAUCUCCUUGCAGUAGGAAACUGACACUGCUGCACAGUGAGAUAAGUACUUGCUCUUUCUUUCUCUUAGUCGUCUAUUGUGAGGCAAGGAAAUAUUACGUGUAACUAAGGUUAAUCUCUUUUAAAUGAAGCAAAAUUAAUUCUAAAACUGGUUUAAGCUGAAUUUGCUUUUUAAAAUACGCUUCUGAAAGUGAAAAGGAUCUGAUACUGAAUUCAGAAGGUCACUUGACUGAAAGGGGACAUCGGGAGGGCAUCAGCCAAACACCCUUCUCCAAGUGGAGUCAGCAGUGAGGUUGGGCCAGGUUAUUCAGGGUCCAGUCUGAUCUCUGAAAACCUAACCUGGCUACUGAGGUUCAUCUUCACUUUAGGAAACAGCUGAAUAAUGUCCUGAUAACUGAGAAUUUUGAGGUUCUGUGUACAUCAAAUUGAGGAACUGAUUGGAAAAGCUGAAGAUCUGGAGAUGUGCCGUAGCUGUGUUGUGUGGCACUACUGCAACACUGAAAGCUGUGCCUUGUGAAACAGGAUACUUUAUUUAUCCUGGGUUUCUGUAGCUUCAGGUGAAUUAAGCUACUUUAGCGUCUUCAUUCUGAUGCUCAGUAGUGUGUUUAGGCUAAGAGCCAGGACAUUAGUAAUGCCAGGUAGGUGAUGGGUCGUGUCUCUGUGAUAAUGAGGGCUAGAGUUGGUGUGUGGGUGUAUUGAGAACUGACAAACUGGCUCGUCUCCUGCUCAGCUGAAACUUUCUCUGUACAUACUGUUCUUUGCAGGUUAUUUGAGGUUGAGAGGAGAAGCCCAAACCCUCAGCUUUUUCAGCUGUUAAUUAUGUGCUGUAAUUUAUUCUAGAUAUGUUGCUACAUGUGUCCUCAGAACAAUUAAAUCCUCAAGUAUUUGAGGCUUGCCAUGGAUGUACAUCUCUAACCAAAUGUGAUUGCAGUGGAGUUAAAGGCGAAAAGGGUGAAAGGGGAUUCCCAGGCUUGGAAGGACAGCCAGGUUUGCCUGGGUUUCCAGGACCAGAAGGACCUCCUGGUCCAAGAGGUGCAAAGGGUGAUGAUGGACUUCCAGGACCUAUUGGCCCCAAAGGAAUCAGAGGUCCACCAGGGCUUCCAGGAUUUCCAGGAACACCGGGGCUUCCUGGUUUACCAGGACAAGAUGGGCCGCCAGGACCUCAGGGUAUCCCAGGCUGCAAUGGAACGAAGGGAGAACGUGGAUUCCCAGGCAGUCCAGGUUUUCCGGGUUUACAAGGGCCUCCUGGGCCCCCUGGUCUGCCAGGUAUGAAGGGCGAAGCAGGAGAAAUAAUUACAUCCUUGCUGCCAGGACAGAAGGGUGACCAAGGAUUUCCAGGUCUUCCAGGAAUACCUGGUCCACCUGGUUCCAUAGGAAUACCAGGCCCAGUUGGUCCUCCAGGGCCCCCAGGUUUGACAGGACCUCCUGGUCCACCAGGACUGCCAGGACCUAAGGGUAAUAUGGGCUUGAAUUUCCAAGGACCUAAAGGUGAAAAAGGUGAACAAGGUCUUCAAGGACCUCCAGGGCCACCAGGACAGAUUGGAGAACAGAAGAGACCAAAUGACAUUGAGUUUCAGAAAGGAGAUCAGGGUAUUCCAGGUGAUCCAGGCCCACCAGGACUUCCUGGGCCACAAGGCCCUCCUGGUCUUCCCGGUGGCGUAAAAGGUGAAAAAGGUGAGCAAGGAGAACCAGGCAAAAGAGGAAAGCCGGGCAAAGAUGGAGAACCUGGUCAGCCUGGUAGGGAUGGCUUACCUGGUGGGCCUGGAGUAAAUGGUGUUCCAGGAAGAGAUGGUGAAAAGGGUGAAAAAGGUGACACUGGUCCUCCUGGUCCUCCUGGAAGUGUCAUUUCAAGACCAGGCAUUGAUGCAACAGUGGGACCAAAAGGUAGCAAAGGAUUGCCAGGACUGCCAGGAGCCAAAGGGGAGCGUGGAUUCUCUGGUAGGCCAGGCCCCCCUGGCUUGCCAGGUUCUCCAGGGAUCACUACUGUUGGACCUCCUGGCCCACCUGGCUUACCUGGUGAGAGAGGACAGAAGGGAGAUCCAGGUUUACCUGGUGUUUCCAUUCCUGGACAACCAGGACUUGAUGGACCACGGGGACCUCCAGGACCUCCAGGUCCUCCAGGACCACCUGCACCAUCUGUUCCUCCUAGUGAAGGGUUAUGUGAGCGGGGUCCACCAGGUCCUCCAGGAAUUCCAGGACAACAAGGCUUUGCAGGAGAGAGAGGCCAAAAAGGUGAUCAAGGAGACACAUGCUUCAAUUGUAUAGGAACUGGAAUAUCUGGGCCUCCUGGUGAGAGAGGACCACCGGGACCUCCAGGUACUCCAGGUUCUCCUGGUUUUCCUGGGCCAAAAGGUGAAAAAGGACUUCCGGGAUUAACAGGCCUUGUAGGGCCACCAGGAUUCCCAGGGCCACCAGGUGCUCCUGGGAGACCUGGUCCUAAAGGAGACCCCGGGGAUGUCUUGGCUUCUCCAAGAAUGAAAGGUGACAAAGGAGACCCUGGCUUCCCUGGACCCCCAGGCCUUCCUGGCAUAGAUGGCACUCCCGGACGAGAUGGACUGCCAGGUCCGCCUGGCCCUAAAGGGGAACCUGGCAGUGUUGCAUUCAAAGGAGAAAUGGGAAUUCCAGGUGACCCAGGAAUACCAGGUCUUCCUGGAGACAAAGGACUUCCUGGACCUCCUGGUUUUGGUCCACAAGGUUUACCUGGUGAAAAGGGCAUCCAAGGUGUAUCAGGUCGUCCAGGACCUCCUGGAGUUCCUGGUCCGAAAGGUGACCCUGGUCAGACUAUUACAGAACCAGGAGUUCCUGGCCCCCCUGGUCCUCCAGGAAGAAAUGGUGACCCAGGUCUUCCAGGGGAUCCUGGUCAGCCAGGUCAGCGUGGCUUAUCAGGCAUCCCAGGUGCAAAGGGAGAGCCAGGAAUUCCUGGCAUUGGACUUCCAGGUCCACCAGGCCCAAAAGGUUUCCCAGGGAUUCCAGGCCCACCCGGAGCUCCAGGAACUCCAGGUCGCCCUGGCCUAGAUGGACCUCCUGGACCACCUGGUUUCCCAGGUCAGAAGGGAGAUCGUGGAUUUGGAGUUCCAGGACCACCUGGACCCCCAGGACCACCAGGCGUAAAAGGAGUUCAAGGACCUAAAGGUGAUCCUGGCUUCCCAGGAAACCCUGGUCUUCCAGGACGGGCGGGUUUUGAUGGAACUCCAGGACCCAAAGGUGACCCUGGACCAAGCGGACCACCAGGACUUCCAGGCCCACCGGGCAUCCCUGGCAUUGGAGGCCAAGGGCCACCUGGACCUCCAGGACCACCAGGUCCUGUUGGCCCACCAGGGUUGCAGGGCGUACCAGGGGAGAAAGGGGAUCCAGGUCCUCCAGGCGUCGAUGUUCCUGGCCCUCCAGGUGACCAAGGAUCCCCAGGAUAUCCAGGACCCCCUGGCCUCCCAGGCCCUCAGGGUUCACCUGGACCACCUGGUCGGGAUGGAAUACCUGGAUUUCCAGGUGCCAAAGGUGAGAUGGGCAUCAUGGGAGCCCCUGGGCCUCCAGGGCCUCCAGGAACUCCUGGAAGAAGUGGCCUUCCUGGCUUGAAAGGUAACAGUGGAUUGCCUGGCCCCCCAGGGCCUCCUGGACCAUUAGGUCAGAAAGGUGUCAAAGGUGAAGCAGGCCUGCCAGGUCCACCUGGAAGAGUUGAUCCAAAACAGCUAGGAGCAAAAGGAGAAAAAGGCGAGCCGGGUGUUCCAGGUAUUCCUGGUUUAUCAGGGCAGAAAGGUUAUCAAGGUCUCCCAGGUGACCCCGGUCCACCAGGACUUAGUGGUCCACCAGGCGCACCAGGUUUGCCAGGCAUCAAGGGAGACAUGGGGCUUCCUGGGCAGCCAGGACCAACAGGACCCCCGGGGCUAAAAGGUGCCAUGGGUGAGAUGGGCCUUCCAGGUCCCCCAGGAAGUAAAGGCAGCCAAGGAAUAGCAGGACGUCCAGGGCAGCCUGGGCCUGCUGGAUUUCCUGGACUGAAAGGGGAGAAGGGUGACCCUGGCCUUUCAAGCAUCGGUAUUCCUGGUCUGCCUGGACCAAAGGGUGAUCUUGGUUUGCCUGGAUACCCGGGUAGUCCAGGCAGUAAAGGUAUAGCUGGAAAUCCUGGUUUGCCUGGAUUACCAGGCAGUCCAGGUGCAAAAGGAGAGCCAGGCCUUCCUGGAUUCCCAGGAACACCGGGAAUUCCAGGACCAAAAGGUAUCGAAGGGCCUCCAGGUAAUCCUGGUCUGCCUGGGCCCCCUGGGCCAGUAGGUGAUACUGGUCGUCCUGGCCCUCCUGGUCCUCCAGGGGAGAAGGGACAGCCUGGUCGAGAUGGUAUCCCUGGACCAGCUGGUCAGAAGGGCGAACCAGGUCUGCCGGGUUUUGGGCGCCCAGGACCUCCAGGGCUCCCAGGAUUAUCAGGGCAAAAAGGUGAACUGGGGUUACCUGGCCCACCAGGACCCCCUGGACUUCCAGGCCUGAAGGGAGAACCAGGUUUCCAGGGAUUCCCUGGUCUACAGGGUCCACCAGGUCCUCCAGGAUUACCAGGGCCGCCUCUGGAAGGUCCUAAAGGUAGCCCUGGCCCACCAGGUGUUCCAGGAAGACCAGGUCCCUCAGGUCCUCCAGGUUCACCAGGCCCUGAAGGUCCACGAGGGCCACCAGGCAGUGGGGGACUUAAAGGGGAAAAAGGGAAUCCAGGACAGCCUGGCCAACCUGGCCUGACUGGUCAAAAGGGAGACCAAGGACCACCUGGACGCCAGGGAGAUCCCGGUCGUCCUGGUCUGAAUGGAAUGAAGGGUGACCCCGGGGUUCCAGGUGUUCCAGGAUUCCCAGGUAUGAAGGGUCCCACUGGACCUGCAGGACCUGCUGGCCUCACGGGCAGUCAAGGACUGCCAGGCCCACCAGGUCCACCAGGUUUACCAGGUACCAUUGGGCGAAGCAUUGUUGUCAAAGGUGACCCUGGUCCUCCAGGACCUCCAGGACUGCCUGGGUCAAAAGGGCCACCUGGACUGGCAGGGCCACAGGGAUUGCCAGGUCCAGUUGGUGUUCCUGGUGAUCCAGGGCGAGACGGACUCCCUGGUUUUGAUGGCCCAGCAGGACGUAAAGGAGAGAGAGGUCUUCCAGGCCAACCAGGUUCACGAGGAAUACAGGGACCCCCUGGUCCUGAUGGCUUACAAGGCCCACCUGGGCCUCCUGGAACAGCUUCUGUUGCUCACGGAUUCCUUAUAACUCGUCACAGCCAGACUAGGGAUACACCACUAUGUCCACAAGGAACUUCAAGAAUAUAUGAUGGAUUCUCUCUUCUGUAUGUGCAAGGAAAUGAGAGAGCCCAUGGCCAGGACUUGGGUACUGCUGGGAGCUGUCUCAGACGUUUUAGCACCAUGCCUUUCAUGUUCUGCAACAUCAACAACGUUUGUAAUUUUGCAUCAAGGAAUGACUAUUCCUACUGGCUGUCAACUCCAGAGCCAAUGCCGAUGAGCAUGGAGCCCCUGACCGGGCAGAACAUUCAGCCAUUCAUUAGCCGAUGUGUUGUGUGUGAAGCUCCUGCUAUGGUGAUAGCUGUCCACAGUCAGACCAUUCAGAUUCCUUCGUGUCCUCCAGGCUGGGACUCCCUUUGGAUCGGUUACUCUUUCAUGAUGCACACUAGUGCUGGAGCAGAGGGCUCCGGGCAGGCCUUGGCAUCACCUGGAUCCUGUUUAGAAGAAUUCCGCUCAGCUCCGUUUAUUGAGUGUCAUGGUCGUGGCACUUGUAACUACUAUGCCAAUUCCUAUAGUUUCUGGCUGGCAACUGUAGAGGUGUCAGAAAUGUUCAGUAAACCUCAGUCAGAGACACUGAAAGCUGGAGACUUGAGGACGCGUAUUAGUCGUUGUCAAGUUUGCAUGAAGAAGACGUAACGUCUUGAAGGAUGUUUUAAAACAGUUGAAAAUUCCUGAGAUGCACUGUCCUCCAGCUGCAACAAUGGUGCUACUGUGCAGAAAGAAAACAAAAAAACAAAUCCAAACUGUUUUAACCAUGCAAAUUCAAGUGUACCUCACUUGUGCCAAGCUAAGGGUUGUUUGGUACAUAUUUGACAACAGGACUAAGAUGAGAUGGAAGAAUUGACCUCCUGGAAACGGUAAAGACACUUGUGGUUCACAAAGGAUCAGAAGAUGAAAUUUUUCAUUUCUCUCCCUGUACCAAAAUGGCACCUUUUUGAUCAGUCAAGAGAAUAAAGAAAAACGCAAUGCACUGAGUAUGUUUAAAGUAACAAGACUGCAGUUUUGAAAAACAUUUUUCAUGGUGCUACUAACCCUACUGUAUCCCAGGUUUUUAAUAUGAGAUUUUAAGCUUAUUUCUCUGUAAGUAAUGAAAUGUGUAUAUUGUGUAAACACCUUUUUAGCUGAAACUCUCAGUCAUUUAGAAACGAACCAGACUCAGAUAUAAAAAUGCUUAUGUCUAAAAUUGAAAUAUACAGCAGUAUUUUAUUAUAAAAUUGAUGUUACAGAGAGAAUUUACAACUCUGACACCAAUUUACUCAUUCGAUAUUUCAUUUCCUUCCUCAGUUGCCAACCUGUCAUAUUUGGGGAAAUGCACAAUUAUUCUGAAGUCGUUUUGAUCAGGGUUUUAAAUGUUGAUACCGUAUACCAUGCUAUCAGUGGUUUUAUUUGUGCUUAGAGAUCCCAAUCCACUUGAAAAGUUUGUUGGUUUAUUUUUUUUUAUCUUGUGAAGAUAUGUGAAAUGAUUAGCCAUAUGCAUAUAUCCUCCUAUUCUCAGUAAAAGUCACGUUCACAUUUUAGUAGUAUUUGGUAUAGCUCAACAAAAGCUGCUCCUUGGGAAUAUCCAGUUAUCAAAGCAUUUAAGAUUAUGCUUUCAUGAAACCUCUCUUUACUCUGAAGUGAAGUCAUACAUAUAAUCCAACAUAGUGUACACGCUAAGAAACGCUAAAAUAAAGUGUAAGCUGGUGGAAACUGAUCUUUUCCUAUUUACAAUUUAAUCUUUUCGAUCUUAUGUGAAUUUAUAUGCAUCCACGAUGUAUUUACAGUAUAUAGCAACUCCUGUGUAUGUACAGUUCACAUAAGGCCUUUAAAGAUGGUGCAUGCAGUUCCUUGUUUCUGAUGUCAUUUUGUAAGAAUCCUACUGUGUAUGUCUUAGUGUGUCACUAUUUGUGCAAUAGCUGAAAAGUGAUCACUUUUUGUAUGCAUAACUGUCCACGAUUGUUCUGCUUUUAUGGUCAGUGCUGCUUCAUUUACACUUCUGUAUAAACAGAGCUCCCUGGCCAAAGCAAGACUGUUUUUCAAAAUGAUGAUACUUUAACAUUUUCAUUGUAUAUUGUCACCUCCACUAUCUAUCAAUACAACUUAAUUUGUGAAUUAACAUAGAGCUUUAUACAGGUGAAGAGUAUUUGUUUAUUUUGACUACUGUUAAUAAUUUAUCUGCUAAUGGCUGUUCACCCUUUCCUUUCAGUUGUCCUUGUAACCAAGGAGCAUCAGAAAUCUUGUUUUAUGCAUAUUUGACAAAGACAUAGGACUGGUGACUAACCCAGGUGGCAGUGGUUUAUUCAAUGAGAUUGGUGCUGAUUUCAAAAGUUUUCAGGUAUGAAACAGGUUAUUUAGUUUAAAAAGAAAAAUAUGAAUAGCUUUAUCCUUUUUCCAUUAGUGCAAUUAUAUAUGUUGGUAGAGAGUGACCUGUUCAGCGAUGUGCAUCCUUUAACUCAUUUUAUUUCGAUUUGCUGAUGCAUAUAAACAGAACCUGUUGCUACCUCCAAGUCAAGAACUUGUUACCAAAGCUAAAAUAAAAUGCUAAGUCUCUCUUAUUGUAAGCCCAUAUCUUGCUACUUGCUCCUCCCUCAGCAGCCUAAAAUGAACACAGGAGCCUAUUCCUAGCCCCAGAAAGCAAAACAGAGGCUAAAGUCCAGGAGCACCCAGGGUAAAGAGCUUGUCCAGCCCUCACCUGAGUCUAUACCAACUCCACUUGCCUUGCCUCACCGCCACCAAGAAGCUGUGUUCAUAUAUGGGGAUCUAGGAAAGGGCAGAACGCGUUUGUUCUUAAUACUGCAUCAGUGAUGCUUCUUUCUAAGAUUGGGCCUCUUUUCCAGCCUGCACAACAAAACGCACUGAACAGUGACAAGACAGGAGUUACAAUUCCAGUCUAACAUAGAUAGCAUGCAGAGCAGCUUGUUUUGUGGCAGCAGAGUAGUUCCCAAACCUGUGAGAUGACCGCAGAAAAGCAGAUAGACUUCUGACAGGUAUGUUCUCAUGAACUUUAAUCAACUUUAGGCUGAGAUUUCUCAGAGUUUUUCUUUGUUUUGGCUUUUUUCUUGGUUAAAAGUAGGAUAGAGAGGAAGGAGCAUCUUUUAACUGAGACACACAGUAGAGACUAAAAAGAUACCGCACCUUAGAACGGGCAAACCACUUGACCUGCAUUAGAUCUGAGUUUCUCUUCUAUAAAAACAAGCAUGGUUAUUAUUUUCUCCCACUUCUUGACUGCUUAGACUGUAAGCUCUUUGGGGCAGAGACACGUCUAUGUGCAACACUGGGGGGCGUCAAAUGUUGGUUGGGGCCUCUAGGUGCUAUCCAUCAGUAUAUAAUAUUAAACUACAGGUAAAACCUUGUG
Molecule: messenger RNA, 11693 nt
Organism: Numida meleagris (helmeted guineafowl)
Lineage: Eukaryota; Metazoa; Chordata; Aves; Galliformes; Numididae
Gene: COL4A5
Product: collagen type IV alpha 5 chain
Exons: 53
Coding region: 3953-8995 (1680 amino acids)
Cellular component (GO): basement membrane; collagen trimer
Molecular function (GO): extracellular matrix structural constituent
Source: RefSeq, a predicted model, not a curated record